Botrytis cinerea B05.10 is the source of this 2968-nucleotide messenger RNA. RefSeq lists its product as hypothetical. The coding region runs from base 504 to 1025 and encodes 173 amino acids. NCBI's taxonomy places the organism in Eukaryota, Fungi, Ascomycota, Leotiomycetes, Helotiales, Sclerotiniaceae. The transcript has 2 exons. The record is from RefSeq and is a predicted model, not a curated record.
GAUCAGUGCACACGCGUUCUAGAAUGGUACAGUACCGCUAACUGUCAUGUUAAUACGCAAAAGACAAUGAUGUGCAAAGAUUUGUCAAAUGGAGAUAAAGGCUAGAUUGCGGAUCGCUUUCCGCAAUGAUUGACAUUUAAUCAACAUGCCCAGUAAGCUCUUUCCAAAACGAUCUUUUUUUUUACAUCAACAUUCCCGGUAUUUUCCCAGAUUUUCUCCAUGGUUUCCCCCGAGCUUUCGUAUAUUUGCUUGAUCUCCUCAAUUUACAUGACUCGAGCGAACCCUGAUAUUAAAAUAUACAUGACGAUACAUAUAUGAAAGAACCCCUCCAUUCAUCGACCCCAUUCACUUCACCAAACGCAAAAUAUAUACUUGAUGUCUCUUAUCUAUUGCUAACAAGACGAAUCGUGCUGUGUCUGUUCUAAAAACUAGAACAUUGAGAUAAGGAAGUACCACGGAAGGCCGCAUCGCAUGCGAGAACCCGUGGUUCCCGCAGAUACAGUAUGACACCUGAUGCAAAUGCAACUCAGCAGGGAUCUACAUCUCCAUCAUCGGCCCAGCGACAUGUGAGCAUCGCGCAUUCCACUUCGGAUGAUCGAGAGGAGGGCGAAAAUGCAAAUGCGACGGGUGAUGGUGGGGAGGGAGGCACUCCGGUUGAGCACGGAGAGGGGAGUGUAGGUGGAGGUGGAACUAGUGGGGGGGAAUCGUCGAAGAAGAGGAAGAUUCCUCCAACGGAAGAGAGAAGAGCGAGUGCAAGAGGCGUUGCGAAUUUAACGCCAGAGCAGUUGGCGAAGAAGAGAGCGAAUGAUAGAGAGGCGCAGAGGAGUAUAAGGCAGAGGACGAAAAAUCAGAUGGAGGGGUAUGAGAGGAGGAUUAGGGAAUUGACUAGCCAACAACCCUAUCAGGAGUUACAGCAAGUAAUACGGCAGAAGGAAAUGGUAGAGCAAGAGAACUUGGAUAUCAAGAAGAGGCUAUCGCAGGUCAUUGCACUUAUCACACCAAUACUUGGUACUCAUGGUCAGUAAUUGGGAUUUGAAAUUCCUCAAUUACCACCGCAGCCAAAUUAUCCUCCACCCAAUCGACCAAAUUCCGCGAAUCGCAAUGCAUCGACGCCUAACAGUAUAACCUCUCCCAACACCGGUGCAGGACCCUCAUGGCCAGUUUCUUCUGCAUCAAUGGCAGUUGCCCCUGCCCAAGAUUCUAGACCCUUUAUCCAAUCGCAACAAACCCAACAAUUAGCACAACAGCGAUAUGAAAUGGCACAUAAUCUUGAAUUGGGCCCCGAAAGACUUGGUCUAGAUUUCCUCCUUGACGAAGGACAGCGUGGGAAGAUACCCAUCCCUCCUCCUGGUCCACUAGAAACUACUGGAUUUCAACAGAUCCAAAGAUCGACUGAAAGUAUGAGUCCCAUACACCAGCGCAACAAUUCAACUGCCAGUAGUACAACGAAUUACAACACUCCAAAUCCUUCCUCGGUCUCAGGCUCAGGCUCAGAAUUAAACGGAUUUAGCGCUCCUAUUCGAAACGGUCCUCCUACAUGUCCUCUAGAUAAUCUCCUUCUGGAUUUUCUCCAGGAGCGUCAGGCCGCUGCCCUCGAAGGUCUACCCACGCCCAAACUCGUAGGACCAGCCUAUCCAUCUGUCUCUAGCCUCCUAAAUCCUUCUCGUGGCAUUACUUCCCAUCCCGUCUCAAAAGUUUUCACUGAUAUACUCGCCACUUUCCCAGACCUUUCCACUCUUCCCGAAAGAGUGGCAGUACUCUAUAUAAUGUUUCUCUUGAUGCGCUGGCAAAUUCAUCCCAGCCAAGCAAACUAUGAUCGUCUCCCCUCCUGGAUAACUCCUCGUCCUUCUCAGCUUUUCACUCCGCAUCCAGCAUGGAUCGAUCAUCUCCCUUGGCCAAAAAUGCGAGAUAUCCUCGUGAGAGAUUACAAUCCGCGGGAUUAUCUGUUUGAUAACUUUUUUAUCCCCUUUACGGGUACAUUGAGUCUCAAUUGGCCAUAUGAACCUACAGAUGCACUUCUAAAUUCUGGGAGUGGAAAUGGGGGAUCGGGUCUGGGGUUUAGCGAGGAGGGAGAGUUGUUGAUCAAUCCAGUUUUUGAGAGACAUUUGAGACGGUUGGAAAAUUGGAGUUUGGGACCACAAUUUGCGAGUGCGUUUCCGGGGUUGAGGGAUACAUUUCGCGUUAAGACGGAGGGGGAUAGAAGGUAGCGGAUAAUGGAAAUGCUUUGAGGUGGAAGGAAGAUUCUUGUAUAAAUAUGUUUUUAGGUUGGGAGUAAGGGUUACAUCAGAUGAUUGGGUAUCAAAUUGGCCCAUCGUAUAAUUUCAACUUGGGUGGUAAGAAGGAGGGAAUGGGAGGGAAUGGAAAACUAUGAAAUUAACGGCGUACUAGAUAUUUGUAUAUGUCUGUACGUUUGCAAGAAGUUCUACAUGUUGGGGGUCGGGUGGUAUGUUUGGAGAUGGGAUUUGGAUUUGGGUUUGCGUAUACACGAAUACGUGUGCAUUUUUUUUCUUUCUAACAAGCAUCUUAACGAAAAAAUGGAUAGAUACACAUCGUCGGCAUAUAUCAGUAUUUUAGUGGAUAUUAUUCCACCUUUCUUUCUUCUUCUUUUUCAUUUUCAUGGUCGCUAAAAAAGAUAGAGACAAAGAUACAGAUACAGAUGGCGAGGAGAUAGAAACGAAGAAGGGAAAUGAGAGAUAGAAAGAGGGGAAGGGCAACGAUGCAAGUAUCUAGAUGAUAAUUAUGAUUGCGAUGUGGGUAAUUCAUACACAAAUAGGGAGUAAUCAGUCAAGCGAUCAUGUCAUCAAAGAGGUUGAAUAUUGAAUGAAUGAACGAUGGAACUUUCGUCUCCUGCUUGCUUGUAUAUGUGUAUAUAUGUGUAUAUAUAUGAAUAUGUUGAGUACAUAGGUAUGUUACGGUAUGGUAUGGUAUAUUAUAAUAUAUAUAUAACCGAUGAAUAUCUAGAUUUCCA